Messenger RNA from Pogoniulus pusillus (Red-fronted tinkerbird), 10605 nucleotides. It is a transcript of the gene NCOR1, whose product is annotated as nuclear receptor corepressor 1. Gene Ontology annotation, cellular component: chromatin. Gene Ontology annotation, biological process: negative regulation of transcription by RNA polymerase II. Lineage: Eukaryota; Metazoa; Chordata; Aves; Piciformes; Lybiidae. Gene Ontology annotation, molecular function: transcription corepressor activity; nuclear thyroid hormone receptor binding. Bases 197 to 7798 code for a protein of 2533 amino acids. The transcript has 47 exons. The record is from RefSeq and is a predicted model, not a curated record.
GCCCGCCGAGCCGGGGGAGGGGAGGCAAGAUGGCGGUGGCAGUGGCGCUGAGGUUGAGGUGAGACGCUGCGACUGUUCAGCCCCAUCAGAACCUGCCGCCCGGCCCGCCCCAGCGCCGCGCCGUCGGCGGUUUCCUAGAAACAUGAUUGCUUGCUGGUCUUGAUCUCACAGCUUUGUGAAGACUUCUUCUCUGAUAAUGUCAAGUUCAGGCUACCCUCCUAACCAAGGAGCAUUCAGCACAGAACAGAGUCGUUACCCUACUCACUCUGUCCAGUACACCUUCCCCAGCACCCGGCACCAGCAGGAGUUUGCAGUUCCUGAUUACCGCUCGUCUCACCUGGAGGUCAGUCAGGCAACACAGCUCCUGCAGCAGCAGCAGCAACAGCAGCAACAGCUUCGGCGCAGACCUUCCCUGCUUUCUGAAUUCCACCCAGGCUCUGACAGGCCUCAGGAAAGGAGAACUGGAUAUGAACAGCAAUUUCAUCCAGGUCCAUCUCAGACAGAUCAUGAUUCUCUGGAAUCUAAGCGACCACGUCUUGAACAAGUCUCUGAUUCCCAUUUCCAGCGUGUCAGUGCAGCUACUGUUUUGCCUUUAGUACAUCCUCUGCAGGAAGGGUUGAGAUCUGCAGAUAUUAAGAAGGACCCAGCUUUUGGAGGGAAGCAUGAGGGACCAUCUUCUCCAAUUUCUGGUCAGCCUUGUGGAGAGGACCAAAAUGCUUCACCUUCAAAGCUGUCAAAAGAAGAAUUGAUCCAGAGCAUGGACCGUGUAGAUCGCGAGAUUGCGAAGGUUGAACAGCAAAUCCUCAAACUGAAGAAAAAGCAACAACAACUUGAAGAAGAAGCUGCUAAGCCUCCAGAGCCAGAGAGGCCUGUCUCCCCUCCUCCAGUGGAACAGAAACACCGCAGUAUUGUCCAGAUUAUCUAUGAUGAAAAUCGGAAAAAAGCAGAAGAAGCUCACAAGAUUUUUGAAGGUCUUGGCCCAAAAGUUGAACUGCCACUUUACAACCAGCCAUCAGACACGAAGGUCUACCAUGAAAACAUCAAAACAAACCAAGUGAUGAGAAAAAAGCUAAUACUGUUCUUUAAAAGAAGAAACCAUGCAAGGAAACAACGGGAACAGAAAAUCUGUCAACGUUAUGAUCAGCUGAUGGAGGCAUGGGAGAAGAAAGUUGACAGGAUAGAGAAUAAUCCACGCAGGAAAGCUAAGGAGAGCAAAACAAGAGAGUACUAUGAAAAACAAUUUCCAGAAAUCCGGAAGCAAAGAGAGCAGCAAGAACGAUUCCAAAGAGUUGGUCAGAGAGGGGCUGGUCUUUCAGCAACUAUUGCUAGAAGUGAACAUGAGAUCUCUGAAAUCAUUGAUGGGCUUUCGGAGCAGGAGAAUAAUGAAAAGCAAAUGCGGCAGCUCUCUGUCAUUCCUCCCAUGAUGUUCGAUGCAGAACAGAGACGAGUGAAGUUCAUUAAUAUGAAUGGUCUGAUGGAGGAUCCCAUGAAAGUUUAUAAAGACAGACAGUUCAUGAACGUCUGGACAGACCACGAGAAAGAGAUCUUCAAGGAAAAGUUUGUCCAGCAUCCCAAGAACUUUGGUCUGAUUGCGUCCUACUUGGAACGAAAGAAUGUUCCUGACUGUGUAUUAUAUUAUUAUUUGACCAAGAAAAAUGAAAAUUACAAAGCCCUUGUACGGAGGAAUUAUGGCAAACGCAGAGGAAGAAACCAGCAACAAAUUGCUCGUCCUUCUCAAGAGGAAAAAGUAGAAGAAAAGGUAGAAGAGGAAAAAACAGAAAAAACAGAGAAAAAAGAAGAGGAGAAGAAAGAUGAGGAGGAAAAAGAUGAGAAGGAAGAAUCUAAAGAGAAUACCAAAGAAAAGGACAAAACUGAAGUUACAGCAGAGGAAACAGAGGAAAGGGAGCAGGCCGCUCCUAGGGGCCGAAAAACUGCCAAUAGUCAAGGUCGUCGUAAGGGCAGAAUCACCAGAUCAAUGACAAAUGAAGCUGCACAAGCAAACGCUGCUGCAGCUGCAGCCACUGAAGAACCACCACCACCUCUUCCACCCCCACCAGAACCUUCUUCUGCAGAGCCCGUGGAGACAUCUCGGUGGACAGAAGAAGAAAUGGAAGUUGCUAAGAAAGGCCUGGUGGAACACGGCCGGAAUUGGGCAGCGAUCGCCAAAAUGGUUGGGACAAAAAGCGAAGCUCAGUGUAAGAACUUCUACUUCAACUAUAAAAGGAGACACAACCUGGACAGCCUCCUCCAACAGCACAAACAGAAGUCUUCACGAAGGCCCCGUGAGGAGCGAGAUGUAUCACAGUGUGAGAGUGUAGCCUCGACUGUGUCAGCUCAGGAGGAUGAAGAUAUUGAAGCAUCUAAUGAAGAAGAGAAUCCAGAAGACAGUGAAGGUGCUGAAAAUAGUUCUGAUACAGAAAGUGCUCCAUCUCCAACCCCAGCAGAACCUGCUAAACCAACUGAAGAAACUCCAUCUGAGAGUGCUGCUCCGAAAGUAACCACUGAGGCAACAGCAGAGCAAGAAUCUACAAUUAAACCAGCACCCAGCACAUCUCCCUCAGCAGCCCAAAGUGUGGCAACAGCUGAAAGUCAGACCCCUGAGCCACAGGUUAAGGAAGAAGUAAAUAAUGAAGCAGAAGAGCCUAUGGAGGUUGACAGUAGAAGCCAUCCAGUUGAAGCUAAACCUGUGAUUACUCUUCCAGUGCAUACCAAAGUAGAGCCUGUAGAGACUGAGAUGAGGCUACCAGAGAACAUUCAAGUGAAAAUAGAGAGUGAUACCAAAGAGAGAGAGGUGGAGAAACCCAAGGAAAAGUCAGAACCAGAGGAAAUGGACUAUAGCUUGUCACAAGUUAAUACAGCAAGACAGGAGUCCCAUUCAGACAACGAUUCAAGUGCCACCUGUAGUGCUGAUGAGGAAGUUGAUGGAGAACCUGACAGACAAGGUAUCUUCAUCAGGGAGUCAAAGCCCUCACUGUUAAAUCCCACUGGGUCGAUACUGGUAUCAUCCACGAUAAAGCAAGGGCAGAUGGACCUGCAACAGCUUCACCACCGAGCUGCUGUCAUUCCACCUAUGGUGUCUUGCAGCCCCUGUACUGUCCCUGUGGGCACCCCAGUGAGUGGUUAUGCGCUCUACCAACGGCACAUCAAAGCAAUGCACGAGUCAGCGCUGCUGGAGGAGCAACGCCAGAGGCAAGAGCAGCUGGAUAUGGAGUAUCGAAGUGCCGUGAGCCCUUGUGGCACUUCCAAGAGCCCUAGUGUUGAAUGGGAAGGAAAAGCAGUGGCCUAUAUGCCUUACGCUGAGGUCAAGCGAGCAAUAGAACAGGAAGCACAGGUGCAGAACACAGCAACAAGGUCAGCAUCACCAUACAGGCUGUCUCCAAGAGAAGUCAAUAAAGCUUCUCCCCAGCCUGAGCUAAAUGCAGCUCGCUACAGUGUCCCACCAGUUCUCCAGCCGGCACCUCACCAAGUAAUAACCAAUAUACCUGAAGGAGUUCGCCUGCCAACAACCAGACCCACCAGACCACCACCACCACUCAUUCCAUCCUCCAAAACAAGUGUGCCAUCAGAAAAACCUUCCUUCAUCAUGGGAGGCUCAAUUUCACAAGGAACACCUGGCACUUACUUAACAUCCCAUAGUCAAGCUUCCUAUGCCCAGGAAACUGCAAAGCCAUCAGUGGGUUCUAUAUCUCUUGGGCUGCCAAGGCAGCAGGAGUCAGCCAAAUCUGCUUCCCUGCCCUAUAUCAAACAAGAAGAAUUCUCUCCCAGAAGCCAGAAUUCCCAGCCUGAGGGACUCCUGGUCAGGGCACAACAUGAAAGUGUGGUUCGAGGUACUGCUACGAUACAGGAGGGAAGUAUAACACGAGGAACUCCAACCAGUAAAGUUUCUGUUGAGACCAUUCCUUCUUUGAGAGGCUCCAUAACUCAGGGUACACCAGCUCUGUCCCAGUCUGGCAUAGCAGCUGAUGCAUUGCUGAAGGGAACCAUCACCCGGCUAGCUACAGAAGACAGCAGCCCAGAAAAGUGCCGAGAGGAAGCUUCAGCCAAAGGCCACGUUAUUUAUGAAGGCAAAAGUGGGCAUAUUUUAUCUUAUGAUGCUAUUAAAAAUGUUCGUGAAGGAACAAGGAGUCCAAGAACUGCUCAUGAAAUUAGUUUAAAGAGAAGUUAUGAUACAAUGGAAGGAAAUAUAAAGCAAGGGAUGUCAAUGCGAGAGUCCCCAGUGUCUGCACCGCUGGAAGGUUUAAUAUGCCGUGCACUGCCUAGGAGUAGCCCACAUGCAGAACUAAAAGAGAGAACAGUGUUGUCUGGCUCCAUAAUGCAAGGCACACCGAGAGCAACAGCUGAAAGUUUUGAAGAAGGCUUGAAGUACCCUAAGCAGAUUAAGAGAGAGUCACCUCCCAUAAGGACAUUUGAAGGAGCCAUUACUAAGGGGAAACCCUACGAUGGAGUCACUACUAUAAAGGAAAUGGGUCGGUCCAUCCACGAGAUCCCAAGGCAGGACCUGUUAAGCCAGGAGAGUCGCAAGACUCCCGAAAUGGUGCAGACGACCAGGCCAAUCAUAGAAGGCUCCAUAUCUCAGGGCACACCCAUAAAAUAUGAAAGCAAUUCUGGCCAGUCUGCCAUCAAACACAAUGUAAAAUCUUUAAUCACUGGACCAAGUAAGCUACCCCGUGGAAUGCCUCAGCUGGAAAUGGUGCCAGAAAACGUGAAGGUGGUGGAGCGAGGAAAAUACGAAGAUGUGAAGACCGGGGAUGCCGUGCGUUCCCGACACACCUCAGUAGUCAGCUCUGGUCCCUCUGUUCUCAGGUCAACUCUUCAUGAAACUCCCAAAUCACAGCUGAGCCCUGGGAUUUAUGAUGAUACCAAUGCUCGGAGGACACCUGUGAACUAUCAGAGUCCCAUGUCCAGGAGCUCGCCUAUGAUGAAUAGAGUUAGUGAAGCUGGAAUAUCCUCUGGGAAGCCAGCAAAUCAUGAAAGGAAAAACACACUGACUCCAACACAGAGGGAGAGUGUCCCAGCAAAAUCUCCGGUCCCAGGAGUUGAUCCUGUAGUGACUCACAGUCCCUUUGACCCUCACCACAGAGGAGCAACUCCUGAAGUCUAUAGGAGCCACCUUCCUCCUCACUUAGAUCCUGCUAUGCCAUUUCACAGGGCUCUGGAUCCUGCUGCUGCUGCUUACCUGUUCCAAAGGCAGCUCUCACCCACCCCCGGCUACCCCAGCCAGUAUCAGCUUUACGCGAUGGAGAACACGCGGCAGACAAUCCUCAAUGACUACAUUACCUCACAACAGAUGCAAGUCAAUUUACGUCCUGAUGUAACCAGAGGAUUAUCUCCUAGAGAGCAAACUUUAGCUCUCCCAUAUGCAGGAGCAAGAGGCAUUAUUGACCUGAACAACAUGGCUCCCACCAUCUUAGUGCCUCAUCCUGGAGGAACAAGCACACCACCCAUGGAGAGGAUCACCUACAUCCCUGGUACCCAGCUUACGUUCCCUCCCAGGCCUUACAAUCCUGCUUCUCUGUCACCUGGGCAUCCUACACACCUGGCAGCUUCUGCAGCUGCAAAUGCUGAAAGGGAACGGGAAAGGGAGAGGGAGAAGGAACGGGAAAGGGAGCGGGAACGUGAGCGAGAGCGGGAAAGAGAACGAGAGCGAGAGAGGGAGAGAAUUGCUUCAGUCCCUGCUGAACUUUAUCUUCGACCAGGUGCAGAGCAGCCUGGCAGACCUGGCAGUCACGGAUACGUUCGGUCCCCGUCCCCGUCGGUUAGAAGCCAGGAGAACAUACUGCAGCAAAGGCCUAGUAUUUUCCAAGGAACCAAUGGGACAAGUGUCAUCACACCUUUGGAUCCUGCUGCUCAGCUACGUAUCAUGCAGCUCACCCCUGGAGCUCCCUCCAUUACUCAAGGGUUGCCAGCUUCCCGUUACAAUACUGCUGCUGAUGCCCUUGCAGCACUGGUAGAUGCUGCAGCCUCUGCUCCUCAGAUGGAAGUUGCCAAAGCAAAAGAGAACAAGCACGAAGGAACCAGGAUAGAAGAGAACAUGGGUCGUCGGUCAGCUGUGGUAACUGAACAGCAGCAGAUGGAACAGAAGACACUGGAGGUAGAAAAGAGGCCUGUUCAGUGCCCCUAUACAUCUGCAAAUUUUUCUGGUGGAAAAGCCCAGGGACAGUCUUCAACAGUAGUCUAUUCAGAGGCUGGUAAAGAGAAAGGACCUCCCCCCAAAUCCAGGUACGAGGAAGAGCUGAGAACUCGAGGGAAGACCACAAUUACUGCUGCUAACUUCAUAGAUGUGAUCAUCACUCGCCAGAUUGCUUCAGACAAGGAUGCACGAGAUAGGGGCUCUCAAAGUUCAGAUUCUUCCAGUAGUUUAUCCUCCCACCGCUAUGAAGCUCCUGGAGAUGCCAUAGAGGUGAUCAGCCCUGCAAAUUCACCUGUACCUGCUCAAGAAAAGCUGCAGCCCUAUCAACAAGAGACACCUAAAGCAAGCCAAGCAGAGAAUGACCCAAACAGGCAAUAUGAGGGGACGAUUCACCGCUAUAGGACACCGCAGGAACCCCCUUCACCCCAACAACCUCCACCUCCCUCUUCCCAAGCAGAAGGGAUGGCACAUGUGCCCAGGACCCACCGACUUAUCACCCUUGCUGAUCACAUCUGUCAAAUUAUUACACAAGACUUUGCAAGAAACCAAGCAGCUACUCAGCCCUCUUUGCAGCCUCCCACCACUACAUUCCAGAAUUCCACCCCUGCUCCAACUCCUGUUGCUACCCGGGCAAAGACAUCGAAUCGCUACAGCCCCGAGGCACAGUCACCCUCUGUCCACCAUCAGCGGCCAGGUGCCAGAGUGUCACCUGAAAAUCUGUCUGACAAGUCCAGGGGAAGACCUGGAAAGUCUCCAGAAAGGAGUCAUGUCUCUUCAGAGCCCUAUGAGCCAAUCUCACCACCUCAGGUCCCAGUUGUGCAUGAGAAACAGGAAAAUGUCAUUUUGCUUUCCCAAAGAACUGAGCCUACUGAACAGAGGACUGACUCUCGCUCUCCAGGUAGUAUAAGCUACCUGCCUUCAUUUUUCACCAAACUGGAGAACACUUCACCCAUGGUAAAAUCCAAGAAACAGGAGAUAUUUCGAAAGCUGAAUUCAUCUGGUGGAAGUGACUCUGACAUGGCAACUGCUCAGCCAGGGACUGAAAUAUUCAAUUUGCCAGCAGUCACUACCUCAGGUGCAGUCAGCUCUAGGGGUCAUUCCUUUGCAGAUCCUGCCAGUAAUCUGGGUCUGGAAGACAUUAUUAGGAAAGCAUUGAUGGGAAACUUUGAUGACAAGAGUGAGGAACACGGAGUUGUCCUGUCCCAGUCGAUUGCGGUGGCACCUGGCAGUUCCAGUGCUGCAGUGUCAGCAAGUAAUGAGACACGCAGGGAAGAAGCCAACCCAUCACCAAAUUCAGGAGGAGGGGUCAGCAAGCAGAAGCUAAUUGGCAAGUCAAACAGCAGGAAGUCCAAGUCUCCAAUUCCUGGGCAAGGAUAUUUGGGAACUGAAAGACCUUCUUCUGUCUCAUCUGUACAUUCAGAAGGGGACUACCACAGACAGACUCCAGUGUGGGCCUGGGAAGAUAGGCCUUCAUCAACAGGUUCAACACAGUUUCCUUACAACCCGUUGACGAUGAGGAUGCUCAGCAGUACACCGCCAACAUCCAUUGCCUGUGCCCCACCGUCCAUGAGCCAAGCAACCACUCACCAACAGAACAGGAUAUGGGAGCGAGAGCCUGCACCGCUGCUUUCAGCACAAUACGAGACUCUGUCUGACAGUGAUGACUGAACUAUGCAGAUCUAUGUUUUGUUGUUGGUUUGUUGGGUUUUUUUUUUGUUGGUUCUUUUUUUUUUUGUUUGUUUGUUUAAUUUGCGGGUCAAAAACAAGAAGAAAAGAAAAAUAAAUCUAUUUUUGACUUGGUGCCCACAGAGACUUUCCAAGAGAGCAAAGGGCCACACAAUGAAGAAUUGCUGGAGUCCUGUUCAAUGCCUUCUGCACGGGCUGUGUGUCGGAGGAGCGUGAGCAAGAAGGUUGACUUACUAAAGAUAAAUAUGUAAAGAGUUUUUAAAAAUGUGGACUUAUUCCUGUUCUACAUCUAUUUGUAAAGAAAAAAAAACAAACCAUAAUGUCUUUAAAUCAUUCUUCUGUAAAUAGAGAGUACUUUUUGCAGUGGGUUUUUUUUUUCCCCCCCUUGCUAUAUAGUAUCUGGUGUACUUAUGUUCAAAUCAUUGCCUAAACUUUGGGGGUCAUUUUGUAAUUUUUUUUUUUUUUGGUUGGUUUUGUUUGUUUUUUAAAGCAUUUUCUCCAGUGUAGAGUUCUCUUCCUAACCCUAGCCCCCCCUACCAGCCUAACAACCACAACCCCAACCUCCCAACCAGCCUAGCAGCAUUACCCAUUUAUUGCCAUGCCACUUCUUGCAGGCAUUGUGCUUUUAUAUGGUUUCUUUUCCCCUCCUAGACACACUUUCUCAGUGGUGUGUUCAAGCUCUUGUGAAAAUGUUCAUUCUAUUUUUUUUUUUAAAGACUGACCCCUUAUUGAAUUCUGUACAUUAACAUAGUCCAGUUUGCUGGAAUAAGAUGAUCUAUUUCUUUGGGAAUUUUAAAUUCUGCCAUAUUGUAAAUUUCUGGGGGUUUUGUUUUGGGUUUUUUUUUUGGUGCAGUUGGUUUUAUUUAGCAACACUGCAGAACUAUUAUUGCAUGGGUAUGUUACGGUUCAUUUUUAAAAGGAUAAAAAGAAAAAAGGAAAAAAAAAAAGAGAAAACAGCUUCUGGAGGUAUACCUCACUGUUGUGCACACUGGGAAUUUUAACUGUGCCCCAAAAGCCUGUCUUAAGUCUUUUCUGUUUCUGCAUUGUAGGCAGUGAAAACAGGCUACUAAACCUUCCUCUCGUAUUUAACCACAGCUAAUGGCUUAUCUGCACAGAGGCCCUGGGUGGGUUGAUAAAUCCUUUGAGAAGAAAAAGCUCUACACCCCAAGUUGAAAUAAACCCAAAAGCUUUUCUAGAAUAAUUGAGCAACACAUCAGUCACCUACUUGGCUUCUGUUACAGGCAGUUGGAAAUAGGGACUGGGAGGUUUACCUUCAAAACCUUGUGUUAAUAAUCAAGUCUGCAUCCCAAUCCCCAGCCCUAUAAGCAAGCUUUUGGUGGAAGUCCCUACAGAUGCUUGGCUUAACUCCUGAAGUGUGCAAUACUUGGUAGGGUGAUUUGUAUUUUUUAAAUUGUAUAUGGUACUAGGAGAGUCUCCUUAAUCAUUCGUCUAUCAAUGCCUGCUUGUAGCUCAUGUAUCCAUGCAUCUGGUUAGUGAUCUCACAGGAUGUCCUGACAUCCAUCUUCAAAAGCAACUUCUCUUUUGCUGCACUGACCUCAGGAAGUGAAUUUAAAUCUGGGGUAGGAGGACUGAUUUACAGUAGCACUGAGUUGGGGGAGUGGCAUGGUCUGUCAGAUUCCAAACUGCUUUUGCAUCUCAAUGAUGAAUGGAGUCUUUGCCUUCAAGUUCUUUUCCAAGUCAAAGUGUUUUUAAUUUAGCUCAGCAUUUGCAAUACGCUGUGGAAGGUGCGAUGCAGCUAUGUAAACUUAAGCUGUGUGAGCUCUUCAUCUGAGGGAAGGACUGUAAUGGUCCAGUUACAAACAGGAAUAAAAGUAUAGAAGUAUCAAUAGUAAAUCUAGAAUGCUUGAUAGGAAAGCCUCAAGUGUGGUAAAGACAAAAUCCAAAGGAACUCAUUUGGAAACCUGACAGAGUGUUGCAAAUACAGAGUUAUUUUGCUACUUUAAAACACUGCACCAGAGCAGAGUCUUAAGUCUCUUUCUAGUCUUUAAGAAAGGCUUUUUUUCUCAUCCUUUACCCUUUUGGCUUAAAGCUUAAACCUCCUCUUUGUAGACCUGUGCUCUUACUUUAACUCUCUUGUUCCCACAGCAACACAUACUGGAAAAAAUGUUGAUCUGCCCUUGUUGUAGGUUUCGGUUUGGAGCGGAGAGUUCAUUUCCAUUCUAAACCUCACCUGUUCUCACUUUCUUAUUGUAACAAAUACAAGGUGAAAGAGGCAUGUACAGACAACUGUCUUUGCUAACUGUACAGUAAGUAUAGCAUGUUCAUUGCAAAGCUUUGUGUUAUUGCUGCUGCAGCAGCAAGAUACCUAAGGCAGGACAGUCACUUUCUCCUAAGAUACAGCUUGAGAGGCAUUUGCACAUAAAAUGUUGCUGCUUUUGUUUGUUACCUGAAUUUUAACUUCUCCACUGUUUAAAAAAAAACAAACCCAACCACAACACGAAACCAGAACCUCUCCAGAGCCUAAGUUAGGGUUUACCACAAUUCCAGUAAUCUUCAAGUAUGGAAUUACAUCUGACCUGUUUCAAACAGGAGGGUGUUUGUAAAUCAUGUUUACAAAGUGUAGUUUACUACAGAUUUUUAACUGAUUUCUGAUCAGCGCUUUCACACUGCUUUCAUCUUGAUAUGUUUGGUGAUUCUGAUAUGAAAUCAUUUAAGACUUGAAAAACCCAUGCAUCAUAAAACUCUACCUUUUUUUUUUUCCACACAAUGUCUUCAGUAGACAGUGACUUCUGGAUUCAGACCAAUCAAUAAAGGGGAUCAGUUCUCCA